Symsagittifera roscoffensis is the source of this 1735-nucleotide messenger RNA. Its product is annotated as WASH complex subunit 5-like. The coding region runs from base 95 to 1735 and encodes 546 amino acids. Gene Ontology annotation, biological process: regulation of actin nucleation; endosome fission; actin filament polymerization. The record is from RefSeq and is a predicted model, not a curated record. Gene Ontology annotation, cellular component: WASH complex; endosome. NCBI's taxonomy places the organism in Eukaryota, Metazoa, Xenacoelomorpha, Acoela, Convolutidae. The transcript has 9 exons.
AAAUGGUCAGUAGUAAAUUGACAUAAUUCCCGACUAAAGAGUUGAAAACUAAAGAACAAAUACAUGUAAGUUGUAGAAAGUGGGGGUUGCAGACAUGGCCGACAAUCAGGGCGACUUCCUCUCCGAGGAAAACUUGUGUGGCCAAACUAUCCUCAAGUUGGUGUCCCGGGGGAAUGCGAUCAUAGCUGAGAUACUGAGACUGUCCGACUUCAUCCCCCCAGUUUUUAAUGGCCAGGGGGACCAUGAGAAAUACGCACCCCUCCUUAUGGACUUCCACUAUUUCACAAUAUCGGAGAGCUUUGAGAAGAGUUACAGUGGGAACGGGAAGCUGGUGGAUCUGAACGAGGAGUUCCGAGACAACCACAAACUCAUCAUAGAGAGGUUCUACCUGGUGUUCGAGAGUGUGUACAAGUACGUGGACGACCUGAACAAGUAUGUCACUCAGCUGUCAGAGGGCUCCUUUGUGCAGGAGACGGUGGACAGUGUGAUCAAGACUAUAGAGGGCAAACAGUUGCUGGCAGAGGCAGUCUACAUCUACGGGGUGAUGCUACUGCUCUUGGACAUCAAGGUACCCGGAGACGUGAGGGAGAAGAUGCUCGUGUUCUACUACCGCAAUGGAGGCACACACGUGUCCACAGACUCGCACAUAGACGAAGUGUGCAAACUACUGGCCUCCACCGGCUACAUCCACUCCUCCUCUGUGGACAAGCAGAGUGUGCGGCCACAGGACUACCCGGAGAGUUUGUUCAGAAGGGUCCCUCUCAACGACUACUUCCUCCAGAUUGUAUGUGGCAGGAUGGAGUCGGAUGACUUGUACAAUCUCAUCUCCUUCUACCCAAACCCCACACACAGGAGUCAUGCAUUGUCUGGACAGGCCUCUAUGAUCUACGUGAUGCUGUACUUUGUGCCUGAGUUGCUGCACUCGGACAGUGCCAAGAUGAGGGGAAUAGUGGACAAGUUCUUCCCAGACAACUGGAUCAUCAACCUCUACAUGACCAUCCCAGUCAAUCUGGCAGAGGCGUGGGAGCCAUACAAGGCAGCUCGUCUAGCUUUGGCACAGAGUCUGAUGCUAGAGAACGUGAAGCGACUGUCGCUGAAGAUGCACAAGAAGAUGGGCGAGUGUGGGGUGAGUGUGAACAACUUCCUGAAGGAGGGGGUGCUGACUGUGAACUACCUGUUGGACAACAGAGACAAACUGCUCAACUGUAUCCGGGAGUCAAACACCACACUCAAGUGGAUGCUGCUGCACAACAGCAAGAUGGCACAGGCAACCAACCGAAUGAAGCAGUACAAGACAGUGCAGGAGACCAUCUCCACCCACUCACACUUCACACACGAGGCUGUGCUAGAACUCCUCAUGAACAGUGCCCAGCUGGAACUCAAGGUGAAGCGAAUGUUCAAGCAGUUGUUGGCGGAGAAGAUUAGUCACUGGACUAGACUGAGGAGUGAGUGUGAGGGGAGGAUGGACGAGUUGAGUGACGUGUUCAGUGGGGUGAAGCCACUCACCAGAGUAGACAAGAACGAACACCUCACUGGGUGGUUUAAACAGGUGAAGUCGCAGAUAGCAGCUCUGAAUCACGAGGAGUGGGUGGCUGCAGGCAGGAACAUCCAGCAGCUCAGCCAGGCUCUGGAGGAGGUGCAGGAGUUCCACCAGUUGGAGUCCAACCUAUACGUCAAACAGUUCCUCAAUGACACCAGCCACAGGCCUGAGAGAUUGACUCUCUUGGAUUUCUAA